UGAUUGAUGGUAUCUAGUUGAUAAAAAGAAAGAUUUUCGCCUCAAAUUUCUUCCAUUUCAAGUUUCAAGCUGACUGUGGGUAGAUCAGAAGCCACAGCAUCGGCAACAGCAGCCACAGUGUCGACAGCAGCAGCCACAGCGUCGACAACAGCAGCCAUUCCCUCAGCCACUCCAAAUUCGUAAACAGUGGGAGACAACAUGCAGACACCGACCACUGAUCAGUUUAAAAGAUUGAUGAAGGAGGUAUGCUGGAGCUGUCAGCUGUGUGUGAAGGAGAGGAGGUUCAGUCAGGUUAGCAAGCAGAACAUGAUGACGGUGGCCGGCAACUCGUCAGCCAAGAAACAUCUGAACAAGAAUCUCAGAGUGAAGUGCUGCGUGGAUGCUGCUGCUGAUGCUGCUGCUGCUGCAGGAGACUGCUGCAACGAUUGCGACGACCCCUGCCACCAAAAAGACAUUAAUCUUGGAUCUGUUCUUAGUAGCAAUAGUAACGUUAAUAGCAAUAGUAAUAACGUUGAUAAAGAAAUUGAGGAUGAUUUUGUUAUCGUUGAUGGAGAUGGUUUGAUAUUAGAUGAAGAUCUGUCUCUGAAAAACUUAACAACAACAGCGGCAGCAGCAGCAGCUACUUGUACUGCGUCCACUGCAACUACAUUUGCUGAACAGCAUCAGUCAGAACCGAAUGAACGUGCCAGUUCUGGUUUUGAAGAGAUGUCGUCAACAUCAUCGCUCGCAAGGAAUGGUAAGCAGCAGACCAGCAGCGACAACUCGAUUGUUUCGGGACAAGUUGCAAUCACAGGACAGCGUUGAUGAAGUUGCAAAGGGAGAGGUGGAGAAUGAUUAUCAGGAAGACGUUUUCUUCGAUCAUCACGCGGGUUACUCAUUGGCUGGAACUCAACUGAUGAAGAACAACGUGAAGCCCCACAGGGAGUAUGAGGACGACGACGACGACUGCUUGAAUCACGUCUACCACAUCCUUGCUUGCCAUCCAAAGUUCUACGAAUGCUUCACCUCGUGCCACAACCACAUCCUCUAUGGCUACGGACCACUGCCGCAUCAACAAAGGCAUUACCUGGCCAUUAUGGCAGCUUCGCGCCACACCUGCACCUACUUGGUCUCCAUGCUGAAGAACGAGUACCUGACAUUGGGAGGCUGCCCUGACUGGUUGGAGAGCGUUGAAAAUGUGCCCAAGAAGUUGAGGAGUUUGAAUGUGUUGAAUGCUUUGAUGGCCCACCGGCCCUGGUUACUCAACUACAAACAUGUUCAGGAGAUCGUGACGGCCAGCGAUGAGAAGUGGAUGAUUUCAGAGCUGGGCCAGGCCGCCGUAAUCCUCGCGCAUUUCCAUUCGCUGGCAAGUUUCGUGAUGGCUUCUGGUAUUCAUCUGGUACCCAACGACAGGGGUUCAACUAGUGCCCAAAGUUGUGGGGGCGCUUCUUCGUCUGGAUCGGAAGAAACUGAUUCAGUGUCUUUGUCAUCCGAUAUUGAGGUAGAUUCAAUCGUUGAACGAAUGAAGAAACUGCAAGAAACAUCUGUCAUGGUUACCUGCAACAGAUCAUCAUCAUCAUCAGCAGCAGCAGCUGCUGCUACGGAGUCCACUGUGAAGAAGAAGAUAAGUCCUGAAGUUUUGUUGGAGCAUUAUGAAGACAUAGAAUGUCAAUCAUGUCUCUUGCCGUUCAGCAAGAACAAAUCUAAUCAAAAGAAGCAGCAGCAGCAGCAGAAUUAUUUCCAGAACUUUUGUGAGAACAUCAAUUACCAAUACGAAGAUGUCGUUCACAAAUGCAGUCCGGACAGCAGCAACAACAUUUUUCAAAUUCGGGACUUUUCCUGGCCAGAUCAUGGUUUCUGUUUAUCGGAUCGAUUGUACCCUCAGAUUGGCCAGUUGCUCGAGGAUCGAUUCUCUGUCGCCCAACACCUGACCUACAACAACUUUGGUUACCAGCAAGAGAGAGUGGACACGUCAACCUUCAGACAAGCAGUUUGGAAUUUCGUCCAGAGCCUCUAUCACAUUCGACACGACGGCUACGAUUACGCAGUCAUCCCGCUCCUGCUGGACAAGAAGACGAGGACUUUUAUCAAAACUGUCGCCUGCAGACCGCAGAAUGUCACAAAAAAGUUGUUUGAAAGUUUCGGGAAGGAGCUGAGGCUCUCAGAGAAGAUCCACAUGAACGUCAUUGUGAUGGAGGCCAGGGUCCAAGCAGAGAUUCUCUAUUCACUCAGAACUCUUUCACAAUAUAUGACCAAGUCUUAGUAGUAGUAGCAGUAGUAGUAGUAGUAGCAGCAGUAGUAGUAGUAGUGAUUUUAAUGACGAUGAGCGUGUAGACGAGGAUGACUUGAA
Molecule: messenger RNA, 2329 nt
Organism: Helobdella robusta
Lineage: Eukaryota; Metazoa; Annelida; Clitellata; Rhynchobdellida; Glossiphoniidae
Exons: 13
Coding region: 677-2242 (521 amino acids)
Biological process (GO): cellular response to leucine starvation; cellular response to L-leucine; regulation of response to reactive oxygen species
Cellular component (GO): nucleus
Molecular function (GO): oxidoreductase activity, acting on peroxide as acceptor; L-leucine binding
Source: RefSeq, a predicted model, not a curated record